AUGUUCCGACAGAUCCGACACUUUUCCACCUCCCCCCUGGUCCGAAACAACGUGUACUUUAACGUGUCUGCCAAUGGCAACCCCCUCGGCAAGAUCUCGUUCAAGCUGUACAAGGACCAGGUGCCCAAGACGGCGGAGAACUUCCGAGCUCUGUGCACUGGCGAGAAGGGGUUCGGUUACGCCGGAUCCUCCUUCCACCGAGUCAUCCCCAACUUUAUGCUCCAGGGUGGUGACUUCACCAACCACAACGGUACCGGCGGCAAGUCUAUCUACGGCCAAAAGUUCCCCGACGAGAACUUCAACGUGAAGCACACCCGACCCGGUCUGCUGUCCAUGGCCAACGCCGGCCCCAACACCAACGGCUCCCAGUUUUUCAUCACCACCGUCGACACUCCCUGGCUCGAUGGUGCCCACGUUGUCUUUGGCGAGGUCACCGACGGCAUGGAUGUCGUCAAGGCCAUUGAGAAGCUCGGAUCCAACUCUGGACGAACCUCUCAGAAGAUUGUCAUUGACGAUUGCGGUCAGGAGUAG
Yarrowia lipolytica CLIB122 is the source of this 531-nucleotide messenger RNA. RefSeq lists its product as uncharacterized. Gene Ontology annotation, molecular function: peptidyl-prolyl cis-trans isomerase activity. Gene Ontology annotation, biological process: protein folding; protein peptidyl-prolyl isomerization. The record is from RefSeq and is a predicted model, not a curated record. Lineage: Eukaryota; Fungi; Ascomycota; Dipodascomycetes; Dipodascales.